Molecule: messenger RNA, 3744 nt
Organism: Hemisphaericaspora subhashii
Lineage: Eukaryota; Fungi; Ascomycota; Pichiomycetes; Serinales; Debaryomycetaceae
Exons: 1
Coding region: 1-3744 (1247 amino acids)
Biological process (GO): mitochondrial transcription
Cellular component (GO): mitochondrial DNA-directed RNA polymerase complex
Molecular function (GO): mitochondrial promoter sequence-specific DNA binding; DNA-directed RNA polymerase activity
Source: RefSeq, a predicted model, not a curated record
AUGAUGAAGAGACACGUGCUAUCGCGAAUACGACAUCGCAUUCAUCCAAGACAACUUCUACCUCAUCGCUAUGUUUCCUCAUCUUCACAUGGUUUUGGUUUUGCAACUUCAUCUCAUACCAUAGAGCCACUAAGGCAAAUACCAACCACAGGCGUAUCAGUAUUUGACAUACAGAGAGAAGUGGUGGAGAGAGAUGAACCAAGCAAACCUCAGAAUGAAGUCAUACAAUUCAUGUCGGCCCUAUCUUCAUUUGAUAUGGGUCGAAUAUUCAAUUCACUUGGAAAACUACAUAAACUAGCUUUUGACAAAAUCUUAAAUGUUAAUGGACAUAAAUAUCGACUAGAGACGUAUUAUCAAUGUCUACAGUUGACUUUGACAUUUUAUAUGAAGACUCAAUCAAUUGGAUCACUUGGAUUACUUAAGCAAGCUCAUACCGAUUUUAAUCUGGUAUCUGAAAAAUCUAAAAAAUAUGACAGAAUGCUUGAUGAUACUACGAUGGCGGAUUCAAUCAGAAUUUCGAUCCUUAUGUGUAUUCUACAUUCAUAUCAUGUAGCUGUGAGUUCAGAGAAGACUAGGAGGUUUGGUUCGUUGAUUUCAGAAUACUUUUUCAAAACUAUGAAACAGUAUGAUUUGAACAUACAGAAGAUUAGUGGUGAAUUGAAGGAAUUGUAUUUAGCAAUGGUUUUGAAAGAGCUCUGCCAGAAAGAGAAGAUUCCAUUUUUCGACCGUUUAGCAAUACCCAAGAAUGAUUCUAAUGUUAAGACGUCAAAUGUCCCCAUUACUCCAUACCUUAGUGAAUUUCAAACUAUUUCAUUUGAAAAUAUGGCAAAGUAUAUUGUUUCAAAUAAGUUCACCUGGAAUGGGAAAGUUCCUAGAGAUAUGAAACUCUUCGACUAUUACAACACAUUAUCCACAGAAGAUAGGAUUCGUUUUAUGCGAGAUUACACUGAAUUCAAUCAUGCCAAACAAUUAAAUGUCGAGGAGUACUCUGAUCUUAUAACCACUCCUGUUAGUAGUUUUCAAUUUGAAAGAAGGUCUGCCAAUAGUGUCGCUCAGAAAAAUCCCGAGAUAAUCAACAAAUGGAUAAUCGACACAUCAAACCACGUGAAUACUAUUCUUCAAACAAAUAAUCCAAAGACGGACGUUGAAAAGGUACUAUGUGAUCUCAAGCCUUAUCUAGAAUUAGCCAAUCCAACUACAUUGAUGAGUGUAUUGGUCUCCAAAAUAUUUUCAGAAUGCCUGGCAACCGAAGACAACCAUGCCCCAAUAUUCAAGCUCCGGCAGGGGAUGAAUCAGGUAUACCAUAGAAGUCUAAUGUCACCAUUAAUUCAGGACCAAGAAAGACGACGCCUUUAUCCAGCUCUAUCACAAUUCAAUAAGGAUAGAUUAACACAUCUGUUAACCAAAAUAUUCUUGGAUCAUGCAUCGAUUCCUAUCGAUAAAGAAAGAUUGGAAUUGUUAAACUCAUUCCACGAAUCUAUUCCAAAAGAAUUCAUGAAUCAAAGGCCAGACGGUACAUAUCCCGCAUUCAUCGCAUCUCGUCAUGAGAUGCAUAAGGAAUUCUAUGACUAUUACCUUAUCAAACCGCAUCCGAUCCUUCUUGACGAUUUAGGGAACCUCUUUAAUGAAAGUCACACAUCAAUCAAUUUUCCAAUGUUAUGUCCCCCCAAACCAUGGACGAAACCCGACAAUGGCGGGCUUUUAUUGGACGGAGGCCGUUUGGUGCCCAGGAAUGAUAAAUUAUAUUUUCAAUAUCUCAGACGAGCCAGUUUCCAAGGAGAAUUAGAUUUCGUCUAUUCAUCACUUGAUAAACUCGGAUCGGUAGCUUGGGCAAUCAAUCCCGAAAUGUUUGAUAUCUUUGUGAAAGCCAUGGAAUUUAAGGAAGGAUUCUUGAAGAUCCCACCUCCAAUUAGUCCAAAACCAGGCAAAAAGGCAACUUAUUAUGAACGGGAGAUAUAUAAAGCUAACACAACCAAAAGGAAUCUGUUGGAAGCUGCUAAGGAUGUGAUAUCGAUCUAUGCGGAGAAUGGGGAUAUGUUUUAUCAUGCUUUCAUGUUAGAUUUCCGGGGUCGGUGUUAUCCCAUGUCGUAUUUUUCACAUGUUAAUCUGGAUAUCAUUCGUGGGAUGUUGAUGUUUUGGCAUAGUAAGAAGUUGGGAGAUCUGGGGUUUCAAUGGUUGAAAUAUCUGGCAUCGAGUUUGUUUGGGAAUAAAGGAUUUUCAAUGGAACAAGCGAUUGAAUUUUGUGAUGAGAAUUUAGUUGAAAUUAUUGAUUCGGCAACCGAUCCGUUUGGUGGGAAUAAAUGGUGGACGAAAGGUGAUGAUCCAUUUGAAUUAUUGGCAUGUUGUAAAGAGAUUAAGAAGGUUCUUGAAUUUGAAAAAAAUGGCGGAAAGAUCGAGGAAUAUGAAUGUAGAUUACCAGCAAAUAUGGAUGGGUCAUGUAAUGGAUUGCAACAUUAUGCUGCAUUGGGAAAGGAUGAAAUUGGAGCUGCUGCUGUGAAUCUUUUGCCUCUGGAAACUAGAAAAGAUGUAUAUGUUGAAGUUAUGAACGUAGUAAAAACCAGAAUUGAAAGAGAUCUUGAAGACGAUUCUUUGGGUGAAGAGCAAGCCGGAAUUGCCAGAAACGCUUUGAAUAUCUUAUCUCGAAAAUUAAUCAAACGUCCCGUUAUGACCAAAGUGUAUGGUGUCACAACUAGCGGAGCCCGGCAACAGAUACAUGACGAAAUCAGGAGUCUUAUAGAUCAAGUGAAGUCCAACCCGGGAAAAUGGGAGAAAAGUUCACAUUCCUUGGAAAAUAUAGGGGCCUUAAAGGGACUUAGUUGGAAAGUUGCAGGUUAUCUUGGUAAACAAGUAUUAGACUCGAUUUCAGAAUUAUUUGUCAGUGCCGCGUCAAUCCAGGAUUGGCUAGUAAAUAAUGGUGAUCGAUUAAUGAAAUCAUAUGAUCUUCAAAGUGUAGACUAUAUCCGCAAAAACAUACCAUCUAGGAGAUCUUGUAUCUUCACUAGACCAGCACCAUAUCGGCCCAUUAUAUGGACCACGCCCAUUGGAUUUCCCGUUAUUCAGAUCUAUAGAAAGGAGACACUUACUAAAUCCAUGACUGAGCUUAUGAGUAUCACAGUCAAGUCAAGACUGGUUUCACUUAUAGAAACUCAAAAACAACGGAAUGGGAUUGCACCUAAUUUUAUUCAUUCUAUGGAUGCGGCACAUAUGCACAUGACGGCAGAUGCUUGUUUUAGGAAUGGGUUAACGUUUGCUUCGGUGCAUGAUGCGUUCUGGACGCAUGCUGCGGAUGUUGAUCAGAUGUCGGUGUUGUUGAGGGAGGAGUUUGUGAAGUUGCAUAGUAUGGAUUUGUUGGAGAAUAUGAGACUAUCUUUCGCUGAAGUGGGGAAGGAGAGUUUUCAACUUGUUUGGUUUGCUAAAAGCGAUAAUGAGGUUUUAUAUAGAGAGUUGAAAGAGAUUAGAAAAAAAAGCACAAAAGAGGAGUAUUUGUAUAAAGAAUUGGCAGAUCUUACAGAACGAGGCAAAGAGAGUAAUAUUUGGAAAUUGUUGGAGGAACAUAAACCGAAGUUAUAUUUUAAGCAAAUUGGAGGCAAAUAUGUUGAAUAUGGCGAUCCAAAUGCUGGCGAGCAUAGAACUGACGGGAACCGAUAUGUUCCGGUUUUGGUUCCUUUUGAGCCGAUUCCAGUUCCCAAGAAAGGUAAUUUAGACAUUACCAAAGUCAUGGAUAGCAAGUUUUUCUUCGCCUAA